Messenger RNA from Fonsecaea nubica, 363 nucleotides. RefSeq lists its product as hypothetical. Lineage: Eukaryota; Fungi; Ascomycota; Eurotiomycetes; Chaetothyriales; Herpotrichiellaceae. Gene Ontology annotation, molecular function: beta-tubulin binding. Gene Ontology annotation, biological process: tubulin complex assembly; post-chaperonin tubulin folding pathway. The transcript is spliced from 3 exons. Gene Ontology annotation, cellular component: cytosol; microtubule cytoskeleton. The coding region runs from base 1 to 363 and encodes 120 amino acids. The record is from RefSeq and is a predicted model, not a curated record.
AUGCCGCCCUCUCAAAUCCAGAUCGCAACCUCGUCGCUUCAGCGGUUGCUGAAGGAGGAAGCCUCCUAUUACAAGGAGCAGGAGCAGCAAGAGGCACGGAUUUACAAGCUGGAGAACGAAGCUAAUGGGAGUGAUGAGAAUCAUGACUUUAAACUCAGACAAGAGCGCAAAGCACUCGAAGAAACCAAGAUAGUGAUCCCGACGCUGCGCGAUCGCAUCACAAACGCCAGGGAAAAGCUUGAGAACCUCCUGGAUACAGCUACAAACGAAGACGAACGGAACGCUGCGGUUGAAGUACUCAAGGCGGCAAAGGAAGCGCAGAAGGAUGAUCCAAUCGCUGGGGAGGAGAGGACCAUGUCGUGA